UCAGCAGCCCCGGCGGCGAGAGGGGGAUGAACCACGGACUGGAUAUCUCAUAUUUGAUCCCUGAAAGUUAUAUCAUUUGGUUCUUGUUGCACGUUUAAUACCAGUAAAUACGGUAGCAAAAAAAUACGGAUUAUCGUUCGUUCCACCGCAGAAUGGCGAGUGUGUUACGGUUCGGUGCAAGCAAACUGCUUGCUCGCAAUUCUUUGGCAGUAUUAUGUAAGCCAACAUCAGGAACCAAUGGAGCCGUAAUACAAGCGGCAUUCAUUUCUGGAAAGGCGCUGAGAGUUACAGACAAUACACGACCUCCGCCAUAUCCCUAUGAGACAAAACGAUUUACUUUGUUCGAUGCUAUAUUUGAAAACACCACUCAUAGGUUUGAUGAAAAUUCCAAAAUAAUUGUCGUGGAAGGGCCAAUCGCCUCAGGGAAAACAAAAUUUGCCAAAGCAUUGGCUGAGGAUUUAGACAUGAUUUAUCUGCCAGCUGUAACGAUGGAUGCAGAGUAUGUGAAUGAAUACGGAUAUGAUUGCCGACAGUUAGAUCCUAUUCUACCUGAGGCUUGCAAGAGCUAUGAUGUGAAAAACUUCUGCGAAAACCCUCAUCACGAGAAUUGUGCAAACUAUCAAAUCUUGAUGUACAAGCACAGGUUUUCUCAAUACGUCGAUGCCUUAGCUCACCUUUUUUCUACCGGUCAAGGUAUUAUCAUGGAGCGGUGUGUAUACUCAGAUCAUAUAUUUCUUGAGACGAUGUACAAUGCCGGAUACAUCAGCAAAGCUGCCCGACAAACCUAUUAUGAUAUUAGAACUGCUACUCAAGGUGAACUCCUGCUGCCGCAUUUAUGCAUCUACCUGGAUGUCCCUGCAGCUGCUGUCAAGGAUAAGAUUCAAAAGAGAGGAAUUCCUUACGAAGUAAAUUCUAAAGUCUUCACCAUGAACUACUUAUCUAGCAUUGAACAUAUGUACAAGCAACAAUAUUUGAAAGAACUGUCCCAGUACGCCAAUAUUUUGGUAUACGAUUGGACAGAUGAAGGCGAUGUAGAGGUCGUGAUCGAGGACAUUGAAAGAUUGAGUUUUGAUAGAACGUCCAAAGAUGAUAUGAAAUUCAGGGACUGGGAGUUCUGGAAUGAGAGUCACGUGAAUCAAACUAGGCGGGAGUACGCAGAUAACAAACUGAGAUUGCUAACGUUAUUUGACAUUGCGGAUUGCGAUGCGCCAGAGCUACAUUACAACGGAGAAGAUCAUCAAAAACUCCUUGAAGCUUGGCAAAACGCUCCUGGAAACAAAUAUAUGAAAGGUUACAAUGCAGAUCAAGGUGAUACGGGACUCCGAUGGAAAUUCUGCCCAGAUUGGCGAGAUUACAGAUCAAAGGAUUUCGAUUAGGCAGGGAACUAUGGAGAAUUCAUGUAACAGAAAUAUUUAUGGAUAGAAGUAAAAUGAUUACAUGUUAGUACUUCAAACUGAGACAGUUAUAUGUGGAGAAUUGUACAAAUCCGACUAUUACAAUAAAAAUUCUAAACACCUCAA
Molecule: messenger RNA, 1520 nt
Organism: Athalia rosae (coleseed sawfly)
Lineage: Eukaryota; Metazoa; Arthropoda; Insecta; Hymenoptera; Athaliidae
Gene: ND-42
Product: NADH dehydrogenase [ubiquinone] 1 alpha subcomplex subunit 10, mitochondrial
Exons: 4
Coding region: 153-1376 (407 amino acids)
Biological process (GO): mitochondrial electron transport, NADH to ubiquinone
Cellular component (GO): cytoplasm
Source: RefSeq, a predicted model, not a curated record